CAUUAUCUUGCUGUUCUUUUUUUGGAGGUUUUUUUGUACUGAUUUCUAUUUUAUCAAUGUCAAACUCUGAAGUCAUUUCAUAUUCACCUUCUAAUUUGCCUGAGACAUUUCCUGUUAAGGUUCAAAUGGUUUCUAAAUCUGUCUCCGACCGCCUCCUUGAGAAGUUUUUUGAUGUAUCUGAAUACAACUUUGAUUAUGAGAAGAGUGGACUCUGGUCUCCCCCAGUUCGAAGAAGUGCCUUUUUAAGCUCCCCUGGUCGAAUAUUCACUGAACAAGAAAUGCUUGAAAGGCUCAAAAGUGUAAUGGACAGACGUUGUAGUAGAAGACAUAAUAUUUGUUUCAACGCGUUUUGUUGCUCCUGUAGGAAACAUGGUACAGUGAAGGCUUGCUUAACAACGAAAUGGAGAAACACAGAAAAGAAAGUAACAAGAAGAAACCAAUAGUACUUGCCUCUCCUUCCUUUAAUUAAAUGUUGUAGUUUUCCUGUAGAAUUACACAGUGAACAGUGUACAUUUGCAAUUCCACCUUUUCUUCUGGUACUUUUCUUGGGAGUGUUUGUUUUAUUGGAAAUUAAUCAAACCCAGCUUUCUCAGAAGAUUCAAUAUCUUCCAAGCUUGCAGCUCCCAAGGUUAAACUUAACAACCCAUUAGAAUCUUUUCAGCAAGAGCUUCUAAUAUUUCAUCCAAUACCAAAAUCACCUAAUAGGGUCUCAAGCUCAAAAGUAGUGUUGCAUCAGAUUAGAAUUUAUGUAACUAAAUUAGAUACUGAUUUUAUUAUAAGCCAUUACUGUUAGUUUUCUGAGAUGCAUUAAUCUACCAAGGCUGUCAGCUUUGACUCAACAACAAUGGCAAUUCCAGCAAC
This is a messenger RNA of Durio zibethinus, 861 nucleotides long. The record is from RefSeq and is a predicted model, not a curated record. NCBI's taxonomy places the organism in Eukaryota, Viridiplantae, Streptophyta, Magnoliopsida, Malvales, Malvaceae.